AUGUGUUUCACUACGGAAAUCGAGACUCCCACCGUCACAUACACUCAACCAUUGGGCCUGUUUAUCAAUAACGAGUGGGUCCCGGGACUGGACGGUCGUUCUUUCGAGGUUUUUAGUCCACAGGAUGAGCGCCUCAUCGCAGUGGUGGCUGAAGCGUCUGGGAAAGAUGUUGAUAUUGCCGUUAAAGCCGCCCGCGACGCUUUUGAGGGACCUUGGAAAACAGUCACCCCGUCCGAGAGAGGCCGUCUACUGGUUCAGCUUGCGGACCUAUUCGAGAAACACAGUGAUACCUUGGCUGCAAUUGAGUCUCUCGACAAUGGCAAGGCACUGUCCAUGGCGAAGGCGGAUGUCGCCAAUUCAGCGGGCUGCUUACGCUACUAUGGAGGCUGGGCUGACAAGAUUGUCGGCCAAACCAUUGACACCGAUCCAAAAAAUCUCACUUACACCCGUCAUGUGGCGGUCGGCGUCUGCGGUCAAAUCAUUCCAUGGAACUUCCCGUUAUUGAUGUGGUCAUGGAAGAUAGGCCCAGCAGUCGCAGUAGGGAACACAGUUGUCAUCAAAACAGCCGAACAAACCCCGCUUUCUGCACUGUACGCUGCACAAUUAUGCAAGGAGGCAGGCUUCCCGCCAGGUGUGAUCAACAUUAUUUCUGGUUUUGGACGGAUUGCAGGCGCUGCGCUUGCAUCUCAUAUGGAUGUCGACAAGAUCGCCUUCACCGGCUCCACAGCCGUGGGGCGUUCCAUCCUCCAAGCUGCGGCCAAGAGCAAUAUGAAGAAGGUUCGGGGGAAGUCUCCCAGUAUCGUCUUUCCGGAUGCUGACCUUGACAAUGCCCUUUCUUGGGUCAAUUUUGGCAUUUACUACAACCAUGGCCAGUGCUGCUGUGCUGGGUCUCGCAUUUUGGUUCACAAGGAUAUUGUCGAGACAUUUAUGGAAAAGUUUAGGCACCGCGCUGCGCAGAACAAGGUUGGAAACCCAUUCGACCCCGAUACCUUCCAGGGUCCUCAAAUCUCGAAAGUGCAAUUCGAUCGAAUUAUGGGCUAUAUCGAUGAUGGAAAGAAAGCUGGAGCCAAACUUGAAGUUGGUGGCAACCGCAUCGGUUCGGAAGGGUUCUUUAUCGAGCCUACUAUCUUUUCAAAUGUUACUGAGGAUAUGAGCAUCGUCAAAGAAGAGAUCUUUGGACCCGUCUGUACUGUUCAGACGUUUGCUAGUGAGGAAGAGGCUAUCCGCCUUGCAAACAACACGUCCUAUGGCCUAGCAGCAGCGGUCCAUACCACCAAUAUUAACACCGCGGUUCGCGUCUCCGAAGCCGUAAAAGCCGGCACCGUGUGGGUCAACACCUACAACACACUCUCAUACCAGGCUCCUUUCGGUGGCUUCAAAGAGUCGGGUCUCGGACGCGAGCUGGGGUCUUAUGCACUUGACAACUAUACGCAAGUGAAGACGGUCAGGGUUUACACUGGUGAUGCUUUGUUUGGCUAA
Penicillium riverlandense is the source of this 1479-nucleotide messenger RNA. RefSeq names its product aldehyde dehydrogenase family protein. Gene Ontology annotation, molecular function: aldehyde dehydrogenase (NAD+) activity. Lineage: Eukaryota; Fungi; Ascomycota; Eurotiomycetes; Eurotiales; Aspergillaceae. The record is from RefSeq and is a predicted model, not a curated record. The coding region runs from base 1 to 1479 and encodes 492 amino acids. The transcript has 5 exons.